GCCAUCCAGCCGCGCCGUUCGAUUCCGCCCCUUCCUGUUGCCAGAGAGAAGGAGGAGCUUUUACCAUCGCCACCACUUCGCCUCCGCCUCCGCCUCAGCUGACUGGCGGACGUAUGGCUGCUCUUACUUGGAAAUGGCUGGUGGGGCUGGGCCUUAUCAUUCUGAGCCACUCCGCCUUCUCCGUCGCUCAGCAUCGUACUUACAUGCGUUUAACUGAAAAGAAAGGUGAAGCUCUGCCAAGAGAUAUAAUUCUUCAAACCCUGUUGGCCUUUGUAAUUACCCUUUAUGGCAUAGUACAAUCUGUUGGAGAUUUCAGAGAGCUGGAUGCCACUUUGGAAUUGGAGAAUCGGACAAUGGACAGUUUAAGAAACCAUCCAUCUUUUUGCAUCUUUAACCACCGUGGUCGAGUACUGUUCCGGACAUCUAAGACCAUCGUCGUCAGUUCUCCUUCAAGCUCUGCAGCACCGACUCCACCUAAGCAUGCACCAAAGCCUAAAAAGGGGAAAUCUCAUUCCCGUUAAUGUUUUUCCAUAAUCUGGAAAGUAAGCUAAAACACAAGCUGCAGCAUUAGUUAAAGGAAUAAAAUUCUUGUUUGAAAGCA
Monodelphis domestica (gray short-tailed opossum) is the source of this 601-nucleotide messenger RNA. It is a transcript of the gene MMGT1, whose product is annotated as membrane magnesium transporter 1. Lineage: Eukaryota; Metazoa; Chordata; Mammalia; Didelphimorphia; Didelphidae. Gene Ontology annotation, cellular component: plasma membrane; Golgi apparatus; early endosome. The record is from RefSeq and is a predicted model, not a curated record.